Camelina sativa (false flax) is the source of this 979-nucleotide messenger RNA. RefSeq lists its product as uncharacterized. Gene Ontology annotation, molecular function: protein binding. Lineage: Eukaryota; Viridiplantae; Streptophyta; Magnoliopsida; Brassicales; Brassicaceae. The record is from RefSeq and is a predicted model, not a curated record.
ACACUGCAAAUUGUGAAACCCUGAGUCGAACUACCCAUAUCGUUUUUUUUUUCCGUUCGAGUUGGAGAUUUCACCUCUUGUUUCUGGUUUAGGUAGGAAUCGAUUGUUUUAUUUUCCUCCCGUUCGAUAUGUACUGUGAUCGAGUGGAAGCUGAAACUGGAAUCAGCAAAACGUUAAAGAACCGUCUCAAUGGCGGCUCCGGUCACAUCUCUUCUCGCAACACACAAGUCACGAGGAAGAGAGGAAGGGCGGAUGAUGAUAAGUGGGAGCAUGAUCUUUUCGAAGGCUACGACGAGCCUCAGCUUUCAAACCGCAGAAUUGACCCUAAAGAUCUCCGUUUGAAGCUUCGAAAGAAACAUCAUGGCUUGCAAAGUGGUGGACGAGCAUUUAGUCUGAGCGUUGGGGAUCUACGGAAUAAGCUCUCUGGGACUGUGAAUCCGCAAUCUAGAAGGGAGGCUGCUAGACCUGUCAUAAGGAAGGUUGCAGGUGCAACCAAAUCUGAGACUAGAACAGCUCCGAACGGAGCAACCAAGAAGAAAUCACAGCAGAAUGAUGAAUCGGUUGAUAGCUUCCUGGAAUCAUUGGGUCUCGAGAAAUAUUCCACCUCAUUUCAAGUGGAAGAAGUUGAUAUGGAUGCUCUAAUGCAUAUGACAGAUGAUGACCUCAAAGCUCUGCUCAUACCAAUGGGACCUAGGAAGAAGAUACUUCUUGCUUUGGGAUCUAAACGUGGAUAGUCCAGCUUCGAGCUUUAGGUGCAUGAUGAUACAUCUGGGAUGGUGUCAGAAAGAUGCUGCAUUUGACUUUUCUUUCUCAUCUUUAUCUCGAGCUACAAAAAGUAGUUGAGAGUUUUGAGAUUAAACGGUUGUAACCUUUUAACAUAGAGAGUGAGACAAGAAGAUCAAUCUUGAUUCUCUUGAUGAAUCUUGUAGAAGCAAAGGAGACAAGAUAACAAAAUUUGUUAUUUUCAUUUGAUAAAUCA